Siniperca chuatsi (mandarin fish) is the source of this 3923-nucleotide messenger RNA. It is a transcript of the gene dlc, whose product is annotated as deltaC. The coding region runs from base 264 to 2315 and encodes 683 amino acids. Gene Ontology annotation, molecular function: calcium ion binding. Gene Ontology annotation, cellular component: protein-containing complex; plasma membrane. Gene Ontology annotation, biological process: multicellular organism development; heterophilic cell-cell adhesion; cell communication. The transcript is spliced from 10 exons. Lineage: Eukaryota; Metazoa; Chordata; Actinopteri; Centrarchiformes; Sinipercidae. The record is from RefSeq and is a predicted model, not a curated record.
GUGUAGCUGCUGCAGCUGCCACAGUCCAGAGUUCAGCAGCUGAGCGGAUCUUUACUCUCAUUUCUUCUCCAUCCAGACCUCCGACACACUGACCGAUCCUCUGACGCAAACACCCGUUUUUAUUCCGUCCCGGAGCGUUUCUAGUUUUUAUUUCUUCAGGUGACGCUCUCUGUUUCCGUUGGACCCGUUUGGAUUUUACGCACUUAUUAACCUUCCUUGGACCUCCGGAGCUUUCUGCCCUGGACGCUCCGUGCCGACACGCCAUGGCGCGUCUGUUACUGCCGUGUCUCCUGCUGUUUGUAUCAGCGCAGACGGCCCUCUCCUCCGGGGUCUUCGAGCUGAAGAUCGACUCCUUCACCAGCUCCCGCGGCGUCUGCCGUUACCAGUCCCGGGACUGCCAGAUAUUUUUCCGCGUGUGCCUCAAGCACUCGCAGGACGUCAUCAACCCGGAGCCGCCGUGCACGUACGGCACCGCGCUCACAGAGAUCUUCGGCGCCGACUCCAACUCCAUCUCCGGGAGCGCACCCAUCAGGGUGCCCUUUCACUUCAAGUGGCCGGGGACUUUCUCUCUGAUCAUCGAAGCCUGGAACGCGGAGUCUUCUGGACUCGAGUCUACAGAGAACCAGAACAACCUCAUCAGCCGGCUGGCGACCCGCCGCAGGCUGGCUGUCGGGGAGGAAUGGUCCCAGGACGUGCACUUCGGCAACCAGAGCGAGCUCCGCUACUCCUACCACGUGGUGUGCAACGAGCACUACCACGGCGAGGCCUGCUCCGCCUACUGCCGGCCCCGCAACGACACCUUCGGCCACUACACCUGCGACGACGGUGGGAACCGCCGCUGCCAGGAGGGCUGGGCGGGCGAGUACUGCUCUGACCCCAUCUGUGCAGCGGGGUGCAGUGAGGAGCACGGUUUCUGCGAGUCUCCCGGGGAGUGUGUGUGCCGGCAGGGCUGGCAGGGCGAGCGCUGCAACGAGUGCGCCCGACACCCCGGCUGCAUCCACGGGACCUGCCAGCAGCCCUGGCAGUGCAACUGCAAGGAGGGAUGGGGAGGCCUGUACUGUGACCAAGACCUGAACUACUGCACCAACCACAAGCCAUGCCAGAAUGAUGCCUCGUGCACCAACACCGGCCAGGGCAGCUACACCUGCACCUGCCGGCCUGGGUUUACCGGCAUUAACUGCGAGAUCGAGACCAACGAGUGCAACAGCAACCCCUGCAAGAACGGCGGCAGCUGCAAAGAUUUGGUGAACGAUUAUUCGUGUGCGUGCCCUCAGGGCUUCUACGGUAAGAACUGCGAGAUUAGCGCCAUGAAGUGCGCAGACGGGCCGUGUUUUAACGGAGGAACCUGUGUUGAGAACGUCGCCGGCGGGUACAGCUGCCGCUGCCCGCCCGAGUACACAGGCUCCAACUGCGAGAAGAGGAUCGACAGAUGCAGCAGCAACCCCUGCGCUAAUGGCGCUCAGUGUUUGGACCUCGGUAAGGGUGUCAUGUGCCGCUGUCGGCCAGGCUUCACCGGCUCUCGCUGCGAGACCAACAUUGACGACUGCGCCGGCAACCCCUGCCGCAACGCCGGCACCUGCAUCGACGGCAUAAACGACUUCACCUGCACGUGCACCCUCGGCUUCACCAGUAAGGACUGCUCUGUGCGCACCAGCCCCUGCGACCAGUUCCCCUGCGAGAACAGUGGCACGUGUUACACCCACUUCACCGGCCCCGUGUGCCAGUGUCCGCCGGGCUUCAUGGGCGCACGCUGCGAGUACUCUGUCACCAGGCCGCCUACGCAGCCGCCAGGGAAGGACGAUGUCCCUCCUGCGCUGAUUGCCGCCGUUGCCCUCGGCCUGGUGACGCUGACUCUGCUGGUGUGCGCCGCCAUCCACAUUCUGCGUCAGCUCCGCCGGGGCAGGGCGCUCACGGCCCUUUCCACAUCGGUGAAGAACGACCUGGAGACGGUGAAUAACCGCAACGCGGUGAUCGGUGGGGGUGGACCCAAUAACGGGAGCUUACCAGGAGCACCACUGGGCAGCCUGAGAGAGAAGGAGGCCUUCCUCAUCCCUGGAGGACAAUUUAAAGUGUCCAAUAAGGACGCAGCGCUGGUGGAGAAGGGCGGCGACAACAUGGCCAUGUUUAAAAACAAAAUGGCAGACUGUAACCUGGCCAAAGAGGAGCAGUGCCUGGCCAAGAACAAGUUUGACCUUAAGAAGAGGGACUCGUCCAUCAUCGUUCCUCCUCUCAGUUUUGCAAAGGACAGUCUGUAUCACCCAGUGUUCAUCAUCCAAGAGCAGAUGGAGCAGUGUGUGUUUGCUACUGAGGUAUAACCUCCAGUUUUCAGAGCAUCAGUGGAGGAACUUUUACGCUGAAGGCCUGAAAUGUUUUCACUCCAGGACAGUUCACCCAGAGGAUCUAUUCUACACACUUUUUUAUUUAAUAUUUAUUACUGCUGCUCAAUGGAAAGAAACAAAAAGAAAGGAUUGCUUUUCUGCUUCGAUAUUGACAAUGUUUGCAUGACAAUGACUGAAAAGAAAGAAAAAGCAGCGGAGGAUCAGAGGAAAGAGGAAAGACUGAAUGUCCGGCGUCAUUUGCACUAUUUAUCUUUUUUUUAUACUUUAAAUCUUAAUAUAAUAUUUCUGUCUGUAUAUCUGAAUUUUCCUUGGAUCAAACGUGAACGAGAGGACGUAAAGAGUUGGAAGUAUCUACCAAUCGGAAAAGUCUGGUGCCUUAGCUAUGCUUCCUAAUCAUCACGGCAACCGUUUCCUGUACAAUUUCACAAUAUGAUGUCAAUCAAAUCGUUUACAGGAACGGGAGACAGAACAUUUUCUUUUAGGUCACACAACCUGAACUUUCCCACAAAUAAUUUCUGUCAGAAAGCUGAACUGGACUUUCUGUCAUCACUCCAUUUUAUUAGAUUUUUGUUUUCUCUGGAAGCGAAGCAUCACAUUGUGGCCUGUUAGAAGAAGAACGACAGCAGUCUUACAAUCACAUCCAAUCAUACAAACUCUGAAGUGCCUCUUCUUAGAAAAACACUCCAACAAGACUUAAACCCAGGACUCACAAUGAGCAGAAUUUGUUUUGGGUUUUUAUUUGUUUCUCAUGUUCAAAUCCUGUCUUUACAACACCAGACAACCCAUUCAAAUCCACUGGAACCAGCCCUUCCUACUGGUGAUGUGUUUUUAAAUCCAUCAUAUGUACUGUUUCCAGUCCUAGACCCAAUUCCAAUAUCCAGUCAUCCCAUUCCCAUAUCCCAUUCUAAUCCCAGUCUAAACUAGUUUUCAGGUGAAUCAGGGAGUUUGUUCCUUUAUCAACAAUCAGUUGUUUUCUACAUUUUCACCUCAUGAACAGAUAAUCUACCUUUGACAAUUUUAAGAUAUAAAAGAAAAGUCAAACAUGUCACAGGCUGGAUGAAGGUCCAGCCGAGCUGGAUUCAUCUUACGAAUCAGUUUUUCCGUUUGUCUUCCUUCCUUUGUAAGUUUUGGAUGUUUAUUUUUCUAUGAAUCAAAAAACGAAAAACUAAACUUGCUGCCUCUUCUCUCUCUUGCUGCCUUUAUCAACCACUGCUGUCACAGCAACUAAACAGGAAAGCAUUAAUAUCACCCACUGUUUUUCCGCAACACUCCCAAGAGUCAGUAAACUUUUACAACAGUGAGGCACUCCAAAGAGAGUUUUUUAAUUACUUCUUAUUUUUACCUAAUCCAUUUGAUACCAAAAAUAUGUGUUCCUCUGUAGUCGUGUCUUUGUACUAUCUUCGUUAAUUUAAGAAAACAAUGCAAUGUUGUCAUAUAUUCCGAAGUUUUCUUAUUUAAUUUUUCCCUUUGUAAAUAAUUUUGUAUUUAUGAAAGAGAAUUGUAUAUAUUUCUAUGUUAAUGUGCCUAAUGUUUCAGUCAGAAUCAAGAAAUAUAUUUUUUCAUAAAUAAAUAACAUUAAUGUUA